GACGGCCAGAGGCAUUCCACUUGUUACAUUAUCAUUUUUCUUUCAACUAAUGCUUCCUGUCACAAUGCACUCCAACUAAUUUUUCCCCAAAGACAUGAUCCCACCGACAUUCACGGGGUGUCCUGGCAGCGCCAUCGGGGUAGUUCCUCAAGGCAGUACCAAUGUAAGUGUCUACUGGAUUCCACCCAUGACUGAAGAUAACUCUGGACUGGUAACCUUGUCAUCGGACAGGGAUCCUGGGGAUAUCUUUCCCGUGGGCUCGUUUCCUGUGGUGUAUACCUCCAGAGAUAUGGCGGGCAACUCUGUUUCUUCGUGCCGUUUCCUUGUAAACGUGACAAUGUCGACAGGAGAAAUCAAUGCAGGCCCUGUACUGAUGAACUGUCCAUCUGAUAUGACCAUAAACUUACCAGUCACUUCGUCUGAGGUAGCCGUGUCUUGGACUCCACCCACUGCAGACGAUGACGCGAGCACCCCAAUUGUGACGUCGGAUAUACAACCCGGCAGUAUGUUCGGAUAUGGAUCGACUCUGGUGACGUACACUGCUAUAGAUUCACAGGGAGUUGAAGAUACGUGUUCCUUUACUGUCCAAGUGCGGGAUCAGACCACCCCUUUCAUCAUGGAUUGCCCGUCAAGUGCUAAUGGGGUUCUUCCACAGGCAAGCUCUUCCGAUGUUCCAGUAUUCUGGACACCGCCGACUCACACAGACAAUUCUGGAAUGUCAACUUUGAGGUCCACUCAUAUACCAGGCUCUUCUUUUCGCGAAGGCACCACUGAGGUUCUCUACACAGCUGUAGACGUUGCUGGUAAUUUAGACGAGUGUCGAUUUACUGUCACCGUGACGUCACCAGAAGUCGUAAAUCCACCUCCGGUAAUCUUGAAUUGCCCUUCGCGUAGACUUGGCGUGUUAUCAGAUUCAAGCAGUGUGGCUGUAUCCUGGACUGAGCCGACUGCUACGGACGACACAGGAACGCCAACACUGACUUCAAACGUAAGGCCUGGUAGUGACUUCCGGUUUGGCAUCGCGACAGUAACCUACACAGCAGAGGAUGACGGAGGAGCUAUAGCUACUUGCUCAUUUAAUGUUCAAGUUAAAGACGUGACAGCUCCAGCCAUCACAGGUUGUCCGGCCAGUGCGUCAGCUACUCUACUACCUGGAUCCACUUCUGUCAGUGUGACAUGGACCCCACCAACUCAGACGGACAACUCGGGUGUUUCCUCUUUAACUUCCACGCACGAACCAGGCUCCAUGUUUUCUGCCGGUGAUACCGAAGUCACCUACACUGCGAUUGAUACUGCAGGAAACACGAAUCAGUGUUCACUUGUCGUUACAGUCAUUUUGCUCUCAGAUGUACGGUGCGUAACUCCUGCUAUCUCUACAAACCUGAACAGUGUUGGAGACCAGUGUAGCCAACCAGUGGAAAUCACAUUCAAUGCCCAGUGUAAUUACCAAUGUAAUUCUGGAUACAGCAUUGUUGGGGAUACGACUCUAUCAUGCGGAAUGGACGGCAGACUAGUCGGGACUUUCCCAACGUGCCAAGAUACGAAUGAGUGCAGUGCCAGUAGCCCACCUUGCGUCGAUCCGAACAGUUUCUGUCUAAACACCAUAGGAUCGUUUACGUGCCAAUGUAGCGAUGGUUAUCAGAGUUCUAUGGACGGAAGCUGCCAGAGAAUCCAGGAUGAAAGCUGCUCCACCGUUUCUUGUCAGAAUUCUGGUACCUGCAUGGAAGGUACAAACGGCCCUGUCUGCCAGUGUGGUGAUACAUCAACCGGCCCUCUCUGCCAGAUAGAUUUGACGUGUGGGGCAACCACUUGUCAUUCUUCGCAGGUAUGCCUAAACGGACAAUGUGUAUGCCCUGAAGGAACUCGGCUGGUCCAAGGUCGAUGUCAAGAUGAAUGUGCGGUCUCAUGUGACCAAUUUACAGAGAGAUGUGUUCAGACAUUGAGUGGUUUAACGUGCUUAUGCCGACCGAACAGGGAUCGUAGCUACUGGACGAAUGCAUGCAUUGAAAGACUGCAAAUGUUCAUCAUCAGUUUUGCAAUAAAUCGAAUCGGGUUACAGCUCGUAGACUUCAACGAUAAUUAUAGAAACCCACAAAGUCCGGAAUACAUGAUAGCAGCUUCUGCGGUACAAAAUCUUUUGCCACGAAUAUUAGUCUCGCAAGGAGUUCGGGGUAUCAUCAACGUCGGGGUAGUCCGUUUCUUCCAAGGUAGUUUGAUGACUGAGGUCAGUAUUCCUGUCGGUGCCGAUUUCGUGGGCGAUGCCUCUACCAUCAGCGACGCCAUUACUGCCUACCUCAACAGCAAUGACAAUACCGUAAGCGAUGGAACACACCAACUUGAAAUACAGCCUCAAGUACAGGCAGAGGAAACCACAGUCAUCAAUGAAUGUGCCGAUGUCGCCACCAACGACUGUUCUAGUAAUAGCACCUGCAUCAAUGAUGUAUCAGGAGUUGGAUACACCUGUCAAUGUCUCCAAGGGCUUGUGGAUCUCUAUCCAACCCUCCUACCUGGACGGCACUGUGUUCCUGUUGCAACCGAUAUCAAUGAGUGUCAAACAAGCACAACCUGUAGUGACGAGAACAGCUUCUGUCUGAACACCGUCGGUUCAUUCGUGUGUGUUUGUGACGAUGGAUAUGAAAUGACUGCCAAUGGUGUCUGUCAGGUGCAAGUUGCGCAAUGUUCGAGCACAUCAUGCCAGAAUUCAGGCACCUGUUCAGUUGGUACCCCAGAACCUGUUUGUACCUGUUCAUCUUCAUUUGCCGGGGCUGCUUGUGAAAUAGAUCUUCGCUGUGGAAAUGGUAACUGUCACCUAUCACAGGUGUGUUCUAACGGCCUGUGUACAUGCCCAGAAGGAACCGAAUUAUCCCUUGGUAUAUGUAUAAAUCAAUGUUCCUCUUCAUGCGAUCUCCAGCGUGAGAUAUGCAUGCAGACAUCCAGCGGAAGUUAUACAUGCGAAUGCAGACAAGACAGAGACCGAAGCUUCUGGACAAGGCAAUGUGUAACAAGAGUUCGAGAGUUUUUCAUCAGAUUCAUUGUUGCAGAAAUCGGAGUCUUGGCAGUAGACUAUAGUGAUCAAUAUGCAAAUGAGCAAAGCCAGGAAUAUCAAGAUGCAGCUGAGGCUAUCCAGAAUCUGCUUCCUCGCAUCCUACUUGCCCAAGGGGUUCAAGGAAUCAUCAACGUAGGCGUCCAGGGUUUCUUCCCCGGUAGUCUGGGCGUGGAUUGUAGGAUACCCGUCAGUGCUGACUUCACCGGUGAUGAAAACACAAUCUUAGAUGCCAUUUUAUCUCACCUUCGAAACAAUGGUAACACUCUCAGUGACGGCACUUUCCGACUUGAGAUACCGGGCGAUUUAGUCACAACAAGAGAUGCUGUUACAACCACAGUUUUGCCUGUUCAAACGGGUGGUGUCGUUUCUGACGGAGAGGUAAACAUUGGUUUGAUUGUGGGUGUCAUUGGAGGUGUUCUGCUUCUCAUAUGCAUCCUGUCAAUCGGUGCCUGUCUUAUGUUUGCACGUACCCGCCAACUGAAUCAACUGAGACGAAAAGGAGCGGUCCAGUCUGAAGAAUACGGAACAGAUGACUUGAUAUACCGACUGGCUGCCUCCAUCCCUAAUGUGUACUUUCAAAGUCCAGGGCCUAUAGAGGAAGCACCAUCCCCACCCUCCCCUCAAGAAAAUACCCCUCCUGCACCUCAAAAGGAAAAACGCAAGCAUCGCAGGAGAAAGGGCCCCUUCUUUUAUCACCCUGCUUAAACGUGGAACACCCAUGACUGUGAAAUCUUCAUCAUGGCUCAAGUAGUGCCAGUUGGGAAUUAGGCAAUUGAAGAGCUGAUAAAACCAAUUUCAUAGUACACAUUCAAGACCACAUUCUCAUCAACUGUCUGGACAUCGAAGAUAUUAAUUAUUUAUAAAUGUAUAUAAGAUUAUUUUACUCAGCUUUCUUUAAGUGUUGGUUCAGUUAAGAAUGAGUCUUUAUUGAUAGUUUUAAAUCCUGAUUAAAAUGAAUUAUGUACAUUCAUUCAUGCAAAUUUUAAUUUGUCUUCAAAUAUUGUCUUCUCAGGAUUACGAAAAUGUAAGACAUUGUAUUGCUGUUCGUUCUUGUAUACAUAUGCAAAUUAUGUAUGGAUUAGUUACAUAAAAAUAUUGCCGUAAGGGCUUAUACAUGUACAUGAUAAAGAAAUGUGCGUAUGGUUGAAAAAAGGUUCAUUUAUAGAAGAAAACGUACAAAGAGUUCAAAAUAUUUGAGCAAAGUAUCAACAUUAUUUCAUCAGUACAAAUCAUAAAUAAGAAAAAUAAACCUAGCCUGGAAUUAACAGAAUUAACAUAAAUACAGAAGACUAAGUAAAAUGGGUGUGUUUAUUCGGGAUACCCGCGAAUCGUCCAACAAGCGCCAAAUCUUCUUGAUGUUAAUGAUUAUACUGAAUCUAAAUUAAGCCCACGUUGGCUGAGUCGAGAAGUUCGUAUACUACAAACACAACAGAACUCGUUCCUCCUCGAAAUGAUAACUGGUGGACAGAAAAGUUAGUUUACGUUCGUAUCUGCCGGCAUACGCUCUGUUAAUACGGAUAGUAUCCCGUAAUUAGU
Molecule: messenger RNA, 4582 nt
Organism: Lytechinus variegatus (green sea urchin)
Lineage: Eukaryota; Metazoa; Echinodermata; Echinoidea; Temnopleuroida; Toxopneustidae
Exons: 23
Coding region: 95-3751 (1218 amino acids)
Molecular function (GO): calcium ion binding
Source: RefSeq, a predicted model, not a curated record